AUGCAGAGGCUAAACGCGACCGUUUUGGCCACCAAAAGAAGAGCUCAAGCUCGAAGCUAUCUUUCUCGUUAUUUACUGGGAUCAUGCAUUGCCCGGAAAGUAACUUCACUGUCUCGCAACUUUGCCUCCGAGACGAAGUCGAAGCCGGACGUUUACUCGCCUAACAAAAAGAUCUCCCAUUUGAUAAGAACGAACCGUCUGAGUGAAGCAAGAGUCGUGUUUGAUAAAACAGUACAAAGAAACACUGUAACGUGGAAUGCGAUGAUCAAUGGGUAUGUAAAAUUCAGAGAAAUGGCUAAAGCAAGACAACUGUUCGAUAUAAUGCCUCGAAGAGACGUCGUUUCGUGGAAUUUAAUGAUUUCGGGGUAUAUUUCGUGUCGUGGAAGUGGGUUUUUGGAGGAGGCUAGAUUGUUGUUUGAUAAAAUGCCUAAAAGAGAUAGUGUUUCGUGGAAUACAAUGAUUAGUGGGUAUGCGAAGAAUGGUAUGACGGAGGCGGCGUUGAGGGUUUUUAAUGAAAUGCCUGAGAGUGAGAGGAAUGUUGUAUCGUGGAACGCUAUGAUUUCGGGGUUUUUGCAGAAUGGUGACGUGGCUCGUGCUAUGGAGUUUUUUGAGAAAAUGCCUGAACGGGACUCUGCUUCUUUAAGCGCACUUGUGGCUGGUCUUAUUAAGAAUGGUGAGUUGGAUGAAGCGGGAAAAAUUCUGGUUAAAUUUGGGAAUAGGUGUGACGGUAGAGAAGAUUUAGUGCAUGCUUAUAAUACUUUGAUUGCCGGGUAUGGUCAGAGAGGAAGAGUAGAGGAAGCUCGAAGGCUUUUUGAUCGAAUACCAGUUUGUAGUGAGCAAGGAGAAGAAGGAAAUGAAAACUUUAGGAGGAAUGUUGUGUCGUGGAAUUCGAUGACUAUGUGUUAUGUGAAGGCGGGAGAUAUUGUUUCUGCAAGGGAAAUCUUUGAUCAAAUGGUGGAACGAGACAGUUUUUCAUGGAAUAUUAUGAUUAGUGGGUAUGUUCAUUUGUCAAAUAUGGAAGAGGCCUCUAAUCUCUUUGUAACAAUGAACAAGAAAGUGAAGAAAAGUGAGAGAAAAUGA
This is a messenger RNA of Pistacia vera, 1080 nucleotides long. RefSeq names its product pentatricopeptide repeat-containing protein At1g62260, mitochondrial-like. The transcript is spliced from 2 exons. The record is from RefSeq and is a predicted model, not a curated record. Lineage: Eukaryota; Viridiplantae; Streptophyta; Magnoliopsida; Sapindales; Anacardiaceae. Bases 1 to 1080 code for a protein of 359 amino acids. Gene Ontology annotation, molecular function: protein binding.